This is a messenger RNA of Penicillium chermesinum, 1971 nucleotides long. RefSeq lists its product as uncharacterized. The transcript is spliced from 3 exons. Bases 1 to 1971 code for a protein of 656 amino acids. NCBI's taxonomy places the organism in Eukaryota, Fungi, Ascomycota, Eurotiomycetes, Eurotiales, Aspergillaceae. The record is from RefSeq and is a predicted model, not a curated record.
AUGACGCGCCCUGGAGUUGGUCGCUCUACGUUUUCCGCCUUGUUAUCGCACCAGGGCCACUCCCGAGGUUUGUGGCGGGCAGCCAAGAACUCCCAGGAUACCCCCGAGCAAGUUGAAUACACCUUCCGGCCUUUCAAGAAGAGCAAGGCUUCGAGUGCCAAUUCACUAAAGAAGGAGCUACUGGAUGAGCAUGAUCAGCUGAUGAAAGAAUUGCAGUCCAUUCAGAAGGAAUUAAUAAAAGAUCCCUUCUCUGCCAUAUUUGGCCUCCAGACUGAUUUGUUUCGUGAAUGGGAGAAAGAACCUACCUGGCAAUCUUCCAUGCGGUCGUCGCCGAAGACCAAGCGACCAUCUCGUUCUAAGGCCUCUUCCAAUACCAGUCAAUCCGAAAAGGAUUUUGAAACUACCACGACUGAAUUGAGCCGAGGCACCCUUCGGUACGACCCGAUUUCGGGACGAAUGGUCCCACGUCAAGAUGAAGCCACCAACACCGGAAACGAAGCCCGCCCUUUUGCCGCAGACUGCCCUCCCAGCGUCCACGCCGACGUUAACACCUCCCCGUUUAUUGCCCACAAUGGAACAUUUCAUCAACAUCCAAAUUUUGCGUCUAGACAUUAUAUUCCAAACUUCUGGGACCCAAAGUUCAAUCAUAGUGGCCCUGGAAUUGGAUCAGAAAGUGUUCGCAAACCUGACCCUAGCUCUCUCAAAGAUGAUGACUCCAUCAUCUUUGUGCCACCUCAGAGACCGGUUCCGCCAGAUCCGCAGGCUGAUAUUUUGAACAUCCAAAAGAGCUUGCAUGAACCAAGCGAAGUCGCUCCGCUCGCUUGCGGUCCUUCUGUUCGUGCAGAUGAUAGCCAAUCGACAUGGACAACAACGGUCAAGACGACGGCAAAACCAGAAUCCAACGAGCCUCGACCGGAAAAUGAGACGGAUGUCGUAACACCUGAGUUUCUUGAAAUAGAUACGCAAUAUCCAACGAAGCAGGCUAGUGAAGUUCGUGAUAAAACAGUCGAGUAUUCACUUAGCGGUGAAACGGGAUCUGUCCUCACUAGUCAACCUCUUCCUACCGUUGACAAUGGUCACCUUGAGCCUACCAAGGCUGCUGGUGAAAUCACUUCUAUUGAGCCCGAGAUCAUCCUUGACUACCAACCGAAUAACAAAGUAGAGACUCACAAUGUCUACAUUCCUGUCUCGGAGAAUGACUACAUUGAUCCUUCAGAACACUUGGAUGCCAGUGACAUCCGUGCUCGCUACGCAUCACCGCAAGGGGGUUCCGAAAAGGAGAAGCCUAUUUCUGCGCCAGAAGUAGACUCCGCUGCCACUGACUAUAGUCUCGAGGGCUUGAAUUCUCGCGUCGGGGCCCUCACUUCUCCGAUUGCCGAACUAGUCAGAGAAGGGCCUGCCACCGAGCAGGAAUCGCCCGUCACAGCGUCACCUUUGCCUGAGUUCCGGAUCUUAACAUACAAUCCGUAUGACUCCCAGGUGACUAUUACCGGGGCAGAGCCAUUCUUCGAUGCCAGUGAGACUAGAUCGCGAUCCGCUAUUCUCGCUUGCCUCAAAAAAAUUGCUCGUCUUGAGGAGUCUGGGAGGUUUAUGCCUUAUAUCACACAGAUGGAGCAAGAUGGUUACGAGAUCCUUGCUAGUGCCGAUGAUCUCUUGAUUUUCCGCAAGGUGAACCGCCAUGGUGUUUUCGGAGAAUUGAUCAACGAGUCGGAUAAUGACAGGAAUGCAACUUCUGAGUCUUGUCCUUCUGACAACGGUCACACCUCCACCAACCAGUCAAGCCAAUCAACUAUCGAUCAAACGUCGUCGGUGGGCAAGACACUUCGCCGCGUGCUUUUUGGAGGUGUUGUGACUGCGGCGUUUUGCUACACGACUGGUGUUGUCAGCGAGUACUUCCGCACAGGAGGCGCAGAUGGACGCGGCCCUGACGGGUUUACCCCAUUUGAAGUCGAGCGACGUUAUCGGGAAUGA